ACCGCCCCCGCGCCGGCUCAGCCCGCCCGGCCCGGCUCAGCCCGCCCGCCCGGGCGGCUGCGUGCGCGGGAGGCGGCGGCGGGCGCAGAGCGCGGCCGGGCGCUGUCGGCGGAGCGAUGUUUAGCUGGCUGGGGAAGCAGGGCGGCGGGCGGGAGCGCGGCGGCGGCACCGACGUAGUGCAGACGGUGACCGGGGGGCUGCGGGACCUCUACCUCCGCAAGCUGCUGCCGCUGGAGGAGCACUACCGCUUCCAUGACUUCCACUCGCCCGCCUUGGAGGAGGCCGACUUCGAGAACAAGCCCAUGGUGCUGCUGGUGGGGCAGUACAGCACCGGCAAGACCACCUUCAUACGAUACCUGCUUGAACAAGACUUUCCAGGCAUGCGGAUUGGUCCAGAGCCCACCACGGAUUCUUUUAUUGCUGUGAUGUACGGAGAUUCAGAAGGAAGUGUUCCUGGAAAUGCCCUAGUUGUGGAUCCUAAGAAGCCAUUCCGCAAACUGAGCCGCUUUGGAAAUGCUUUCCUGAACAGGUUCAUGUGUUCUCAGUUACCUAACCAGGUACUGAAAAGCAUCAGUAUCAUCGACAGCCCUGGCAUUCUCUCUGGAGAGAAGCAGCGCAUCAGCAGAGGCUACGACUUCUGCCAAGUCCUGCAGUGGUUUGCUGAGAGGGUCGACCGCAUCAUCCUCCUUUUUGAUGCUCAUAAGCUGGAUAUAUCGGAUGAGUUUUCAGAAGCUAUUAAGUCAUUCCGUGGCCAGGAUGACAAGAUUCGAGUGGUGCUUAAUAAGGCCGACCAAGUGGACACACAGCAGCUGAUGAGGGUCUAUGGUGCGCUCAUGUGGUCCCUGGGAAAGGUGAUCAACACUCCAGAAGUGCUGCGGGUCUACAUAGGCUCCUUUUGGGCCCAUCCUCUCCGAAACACAGAGAAUCGAAGACUCUUUGAAGCUGAGGCACAGGAUCUUUUCAAGGAUAUCCAGAGUCUCCCGCAGAAGGCCGCUGUGCGGAAACUCAAUGACCUCAUUAAGAGGGCAAGACUUGCAAAGGUUCAUGCUUAUAUCAUCAGCUAUCUGAAAAAAGAAAUGCCCUCUGUGUUUGGAAAAGAGAACAAGAAGAAGGAACUGAUCAGCAGAUUACCUGAGAUCUACAUCCAGCUGCAAAGGGAAUACCAUAUCUCAGCAGGGGACUUCCCUGAAGUCAAGAAAAUGCAGGAGCUGUUGGAGACUUGCGACUUCACUAAGUUUCACUCUUUGAAACCAAAGCUAAUUGAAGCUGUGGAUAACAUGCUGGCCAACAAAAUUGCAUCCCUGAUGAGCCUGAUCAGACAGGAAGAGAGCAACAUGCCCACAGAGAUGGUACAUGGUGGAGCAUUUGAUGGCACCAUGGCAGGACCUUUUGGCCACGGAUAUGGAGAAGGUGCUAAAGAAGGAGCUGAUGAAGAUGAAUGGGUUGUUGCCAAAGAUAAACCUGCUUAUGAUGAGAUUUUCUACACUCUGUCACCAAUCAAUGGCAAAAUAUCUGGGAUCAGUGCAAAGAAAGAAAUGGUGACUUCUAAACUACCCAACAGUGUCUUGGGAAAGAUCUGGAAACUUGCAGACUGUGAUGGCGAUGGGAUGUUGGAUGAUGAAGAGUUUGCAUUAGCAAAACAUCUUAUCAAGAUUAAACUGGAUGGAUAUGAACUGCCUGGCACUCUGCCUUCCCACCUGGUGCCACCAUCUCACAGGAAACCUUUGCAGACAGCAGAGUGAAAAAUACAAGAAGAAUGAGGAUUUUGGAAAAUUUUCAACAAAUGUGUUUAAAACCACCAAAAUUUGAAAUUAGGCUUAGACCCUUAAACCUCACAGCACAUUUCACGCAAGUUACUGAAAUUAGAAGCAUAGUAGCAGGGAAACAUUCAUGUAGUUGUCCCUGCUGACCUUCACUGAGACACGCUUAUCACAAGUGCCUUGUAUAGAUGUAUCAUAAUGUGUGAUGAUAAGGUGAAAAUGUUUCUGUAGUCCUGCUUCCAUGUCUUGCUGCCUGUACAACCAUAAAGCAGAAAAGACCAUGUAUAAAAAAAUCACUGACCUUCACCAAACCUAGAUUCUCUUAUCAACCGUAAGUCUCUCCAAAGUACUUUAAGUAGUGAAAGGAAGCUUUAAAUGUUAAAUUCACCUGCCUAUGCAAGGAACAUUUUCUAUGCUAAAAACAUACUUUAGACAUAAAGUGAAUGUCAGCAUCUCUGUAGUUCAAGAAAAGGCAGACAUAAAAGGAGAUUUUAUUUUUGUUCUUUUUUAAUUUAAUUUGGGGGUAGAAAAAGAGAGAACAGUAAUGGAGAGUCUUUUAGGUGCUCAGAAUAUGAGCAGACUUGUUUUAAAACCUCACUGAUUAUAGCUAAAACUGCAAAAUAUUAAAAUGAUUCUUCCAGUGUGUCAUCACUGUGUCUUGUUACCUGAAGAGCUGCUUCAGUUUUAAACAGCACUAUGUACUCAGUAUUAACGUUAAAAGAACUGAAUCUCCUUUCUUCCUUGGAUAUGUAGUUUCUUUUGAGGUUUCAGUUUGUCUGCUCUGCAGACAAUGAAUUCCUGAGUUCUUCAAAAUGACAGCAGAAUGUUUUCAUAAGCUUAAAAAAAGCCUCAUUUUCUGUUCACAAAAGGUGCAUUGCUCAAAGUCAGCCUCUUCAAAGCACAUCAAAUUGUCUCGGGAAAUUUUCAUUAGUAUAUAAUUUCUAUUUACAGGUAAUUAUAAAGUAAUGUCUGUAUUUUUUUUCAUAUAUAAUGUUUUUAAAAAAAGUUUUUAAGUGUUUCUUUUACCAACAAGUAGCUGACAACCACAGAAGAGAGAUUUGAUUCCUUAUGGUGGCAGAUUUGAAAGAUGGGGUCUUUACAUAGGCUGUAAUAAAUGAUAGACUAGUCCCUCCAAAUGUUAUUCCUUUAUUGAAAACAAUCUAUGAAAGGAAUGGAUGCUUAAUAAACAUUCAUUUUUCUAACAACACAAUUGAAGUUGAACACAUCAGCUCCUUACAACUGAUUUUUAUCAGUAUCUUAAAAGAAUUUAGAUUUUUGGCCCUGUGAACUUCAUUCUUUUAGGGAGGGCCAGUUAUUUUCUAAAGUCAAAGUUGGCAGCCAGUUUUGCUCUGUGCAUGUGGGCGAGAAGUGACUUGUACUCCAUUUGUAGUAUGAAAUACCUUGCACAUCAAAAGUACUGUAAUUGUGAGGACUUUUUCUUUGGAUCUCAGUAGGUAGUGGCAUUAGUGCCUUCUGAGGGAGAGCAAGCCAAAAAGUACGUUUGUAUCCUUGCAGUGGGAGUGGAGACAGAAGUAGUUUGGGUAUUGUCUCCCAGUUUUUAGUCACAUUUACGUGUCCAGAUUUGUAGGUGACCUCAGAAGAGUCUCAGCUUCCUUUUUCAAAUUGUACACUUGUAGGUUGUCAGUUAAGCUUAGUAGUUCAAAUCUUUCCAGACCUCUUAUAUUUCUGCAUCUGAUGUGAAAUUACCGUGAACUUUGCCAGGGUUCUGCCAUGUGAAAACAAUGAAGCUAUUUUAAGUAAUGACAGAACACCUCUACCUUGCCAGGCUUCCUGACCUGUAUCAAGGAUAUCCUGGCAUAAAAUGUUCUUGAGGACUUGCUUGCCUUUUUUAAUUCUUAGAUUUUUCUCUUACCAUUCAAGCAUACCAACUUUAUUUCUAUUAGACCUAAAUUAGGAGCCAAAUUAGCCUUAGUGAAUCUCUGUGCGGUUCAGUAGAACUGUGAAACUUGACCAUGGGUCUACCUGUGUGACUGCACAUCUGCAGAGUAACUGAUUUUUCUAUAUAAUUUAUUUUUGAUUGAACAAAAGGUAGUCUGUAGACAUUGUAGGGAGUUGUUUAAAAAAAAGGCAGGCUGCAGAAGUAGUAAUGAAUGCUUGUUUGUGUGUAGUGUCUGCAGUCAGUAACAAAUUCCUACAUUAAUGAACAGCCUGACCAGCUUAGCAAGGAAAGCCACCAGGAGAAAGCAAGCAAGCUCCAGUACUGUGACUGCUGUAGUGUGGGUAAAGCUGAGAGGAUCUGGGAAGUUGCUGAUGAUCUGACUAUGUCUGCCUUACCUUGCUCUUCAGCUGCACAGGGUUCCAGGUAGACCCAUGUUUUAAUUCCCACUGUGUGUAGCUUCUGGGGUGAUGCUCCAAAUGCUUUGGAGCUGUGUGAUCCCAUGGCAGUAGAGUAGUGAGAGGAGCAGGAUAGUUUUUUCAGUGCUUUUGUUUUCUUUGUCUAGCUUUGCUGGUAGUAAAGUGGAGAACGUAGCCUUUUCUGCAGACUCCAUGCGAGUGUCCUAACUUGGGUUUAGGAGAAACAACUUUAAAUGCAUCAUUUUGGUAAGUUAAAAUAUUUUGUCUAGAAAGGGUUGAAAUGUUCUGCUUUGUUUUCAUGUAGAACUUGGAAGGGGAAUAUACAAAGUAAGUACAGGAGUAGAGGUAGAUUUCCUCUGUUUAUCUGGAGGAAUAGAACUGUUUCAGGAUCAGCUUGCUGAGCUGCAUCCAUAAAUGCAUUUCUAGAUACGUGGUGCAGUGCACUAGUAUUGUACUUAGUUGGUAGGAAUAAAGUACGUUUCAUGUGGACUUUAAACAGCAGUUUCUUGCACAGCUAAACCGAUACAGUAGGUGGCUGUUGCUCAGAGGAAGGGAUCUCUUUUCUUGCUACCUCCUCGCAUACCUGUGGAUCCACUCCAUUUGCCUUGCUGGCUCUCUGGCUUGUCAGAUCCUGCAAGCCCAUUCAGUUAGUUAAACUAGCCACACACAACAGUUUGGGUAGUGUUCUGUGGAGUUAGUGAGUUCAUGUGUGAGGAGCACAAGAAGGGAGCAGGGCUACCUUCUCUUAUGAAAUUGUGCUUGAAGUAGUUACUGGUGUUUGGUGUGAUGUUACUGAUCUCUGCUGUAAAGGACUAAGAUGUUGGAUUAGUUGGCCAUCUUAUGCCUAGGAUUUUGAUUACAUUUGUUGCAAGACCAUUCAAAACUGUCAGCAACUCAUCCUGUGAAAUCAGUGCCCACUACUGUAGUCCGCUGCCAUAAACCAAAGUAGAGACUGCCGCUUUUACCUCUUCUCCAACUGUUCUGCAACAUGGUUUAAUUCUUAACCCUUGUUCUGUUCCCACAGAAUUUGAUUAGACUUUUGUUGUAGAUUGGAACAGAAAAUGUGGGACUGCUGCUCAUAACCACACUACAGGAUAGCAAGAGCCUUUUAAAGCUGUGAGAGCUUGAAAAUGGUGAGUUCACAAAUACUUUGUAGGUCAGGCUGAGUCCCUGUUGUUAUUUGGGGAUGGUAUGGAUUUGUGUGGAACCUGGUCUCAAAGCAGCAGUAUCCGGUCGCUGACUUUCAACAGUGUCGUUCAUUCCUCAGUACUUGAAAUGUGCCCUCUUUACAUUCUUUCUAGUUCCUUCCCUUCACUAUGUGCACUCACUUUCGUUGAUCUUUAUAUUGUUAGAAUUUAAGCAGAGAGUUUGAAGUGUAUGGUUUGCUGGGUAUGUUUAAACUUAGCACUGAGAGAAUGAGUAUGAACUUUGUUUCUUACUUCACAUGCUCACUUUUUCUAAUAUUUAUGUUAAAUACUGUGUUUCCACUUCAAAGGCACUGUAAUUUUUGAGGGAAGACUUGAUCUGUGUAGUGUGCUACAGUUUGUCCAACUAGGGAAGCAAAGUUUUAAGUUCAUUAUUGUUGCACUUUUAUUACACAAUAAAUUCCUUUCAGAUACUGUAAUAUAUUUUAAUAUGCUUUGUAAUCAUUUUUAGAAAGUGGUGAUAAAAAUUGCUGAUUUAAUAAACUAAUAUUGAACUACCUGA
This is a messenger RNA of Columba livia (rock pigeon), 5783 nucleotides long. It is a transcript of the gene EHD4, whose product is annotated as EH domain containing 4. Gene Ontology annotation, cellular component: plasma membrane; cytoplasm. NCBI's taxonomy places the organism in Eukaryota, Metazoa, Chordata, Aves, Columbiformes, Columbidae. Gene Ontology annotation, molecular function: GTP binding; calcium ion binding; protein binding. Bases 117 to 1742 code for a protein of 541 amino acids. The transcript is spliced from 6 exons. The record is from RefSeq and is a predicted model, not a curated record. Gene Ontology annotation, biological process: endocytosis; endosomal transport.